This is a messenger RNA of Lytechinus variegatus (green sea urchin), 3710 nucleotides long. RefSeq names its product transmembrane protein 243-like. Bases 239 to 571 code for a protein of 110 amino acids. NCBI's taxonomy places the organism in Eukaryota, Metazoa, Echinodermata, Echinoidea, Temnopleuroida, Toxopneustidae. The record is from RefSeq and is a predicted model, not a curated record. The transcript has 5 exons.
AUAUCAUGUGACUGACAUCGUCGUGAUGGACUGUUGAUAUUGCCCCAUAAUAAAGGCACUAUUGCCACCGUAUAUUUUACUGCGUCAUCUAAACCAAGAAUCACAACAGAACAGACUAUGAAGUAUGGUGCAAGUGCAGAAUCUACAUGUCUGAUGUGAAGAUCUCAUAUCAUCUACCAAGAAGUUGUACUCUUGAAUCUGCUAUGAAUCGAGACAAGUGAAUUUGUGGAUAGCCGAGAUGAGUGCUUACAAUACAGACAUUCAAACUCCUCUCUUUGGGGAAACACAGACAUGGGAGCGGGUGGUGAACCUUAUAGUUGGUGUUGUCUUGGUUGUCAUAGUUACGGUUACUUUCAUAAGUGCAUUAGUCUUCCCUUCAUGGCCUCCGUUGCCAGUCAACAUUUUCUUCUCUAUCUGUAUAAUCUUCGUUUGCAUUGGAAAUAUACUGCUGAUUUACUGGUAUAGACAAGGAGAUGUGGAUCCCAAGUUCAGAUUGUUGAUUUACUACAACAGCUUCUGCGUGAUCGCUCUCUGUGUUGCUGCCAACCUCUACUUCCAUGAGGUAUCGUGAAAUUUGGAGUUUUACUUCUGUUUAGCCAUGGAAUACCUGAACUUAUGCAAACUCUAGUUACCAUGAAUUCUGACAUAAAUGCUGCUCUUAACAACAAAUAAGUUUAAGCUUUUUGAAGUUAUUCAAUGUCAAAAUGAAUUGAAUCAAGGUGUGGAAGAUGUGAAGAGGAUACUUCAGAGUGGCAUUUAUUUUCAUUUGCCACUUGACACCCAGGAGAGAUGAACUAUCAGGGACAUUAAGGUUGACAAAUCCAUCAAACCAGGGUGUAAAAAACACAGAAGUGUGCAACAUCUUUAUUUUGAUUAUAUGAUUAUUUGAAUGAAACAAUUAAAUGCAUAUUUUGCUUUUACUUUAGCUUUCAUUUUUUUUUUGCUUUUAUGCUCGGUCCACUCUUACUUAUCCCUGAAUUUAUAGGGAUUAUACAGACCCUUAGUUUUUCCCCAACAGAAUAUUACCAGUACAUUUACUUCAUUUAAAGUACGUUGUAAAACACACAUUUUUACAUAAAUUACAUGUAUGAUAACAGUCUAUUUUUUCUUUAUUCAGUUGGUAUGAAAAAUUGCUGUGAAAUAGUCGGUUCUAAUUCAGGUAAAUACUAUAGAUUUGAUUUUAAAAACAACUUCUUUUUCAAUUAUUUGUAGGAGUCUUAUGACCUUUUGAAAUGCAUUUAUAGUAAAAGAAGAGAUAAUUUUCAUUCAUUUGAUUUUUUUUUCAUGCUGAAUGUCGAUCAAAGUCAAGAAAUCCAAGCACUGGUGACAGUGGUCAGCAGUAGUUUGAAUAGGUUGAUGGGAGUGCUUGAAGAUGUGUUGGUUCUAUCAGUAUAAAUUACAUGAAUAUGUGGUUUUUUAAAGUGGAUUUAAUGUGUCAGUUAUCGAUAAAUCCAAAUAGUUUGAACCAUGCUCUGACAAUCAAUAAUGGCAUGCUAUAUCUCUUCAUGUAUGUCAGUUACACUUUGGAUUCGAGCAUAGAGGCCAAAUCUUUCAUUUCAAAUCACCAUAGAUUUAAAAAACCUAUAGCAGUGAGAUCUUUGUUCAUUAUUCUUCAAAUGUAUUCCUUUGAUGGAUUUUUUUGCCAAACCUGUAUUAGUAUACUUCUUCUUUUCUGCUUUGAUUGAUAUCAACUUAACAUCUGGAUGAAUUUCCCCCUUAAAACUUGCAUGUCUCAUUGAGCAAUAAGGAUUUUACUUAGCUAUAAAAGUAUCCUCUUUCACCAGUCAGAGAGACAAUGUAGUAGAGAAUACAAUAGAUUUUUGUCAAUUCACCUUUUUUUUACAAAGCUAUGGUACAUUGUUCAGACUCUAAUACAAGUAUGCAAUAUGGAGAUUCAUGUCAAUGUUUCAUUUGUAGAAAUGAGAUAUUAACAACAUACAUUUCAUUAUCUUGAUAGGAGUCAUUUGAUUUUAACCACUCAUAGUGACAGUUUAGCCUUGGUUCAAUUUUUUUUUUUGGGGGGGAUGAAAAAAAAAGGUUACUUAUAUUUCAGUUUUACUUCACUGGAUUUUAUUUAUGACCAGAUUAUUGAUUCGUUUUAACAUAAACCUCAUCUCUCAUUUGCUUUAUAUUUACUUAUUCUCCAUUUUCUUUUUAUUUCACUUCAGAUUUUAUUAUUAAACUUGUGUGCAUGAUUUUCUUUAAUUUGGAUGACAAAAAACUGUUAUCAAGUAUUAAAUUAUGACCCCUUGCACAAUUCUAGUUAUUGAUGUCCCUUAUGAUUUUUAUGCAGUAUGCACCCACACACAAUUAUUUUGCAAGAUUUCCUUUUAUCUCUUCUUUGUAACCCUCUGUGUCUCCAAAUAGUUUCACUAGAUCAACUGCAUAUUAUAAUGCGAGACAUAUAUUAUUAUGAAAGUAUAUUAUGUUACAAUAGAAUUGAAUUAGAAGUUGUACAUACAUGAAAAUAUAUACCAAGUAUGAACUUGUAUCUUCAACUCCUGUCGAUAGUAGGUGCUGCAUAACAUUACCCUAUGGCUGUUUAGUUGAUUAAUAUUGGUAAGGUUUACAUUGUAAGGGAAGCAAGGUCGGUAUAAAUAUACUGGUACUGACAGGAUAAGAAGAUAGUGUUUGAAAUCAAGGUAUUAAAUUCCAGACAAUCCAUAGGAAUACCAUCCAAUACUGUGAUCCAUAUUUGGAUCAGUGUUUGUUAUGUUGUGCAAUAUUUGUAUCCAUAUGAUAAAACAUUAUACUAAUGAUUGUAAACCAUAUCCCUUAGUCAGAUGUUGUGUAUGAUGGACUUGACAAUUACAACUGACCAUUAAUGAAUUUGUGCUUCUGGUGAAUGAGGGUUAAGUAACAGUUAAUGCUAUGGUUCAAACCAUUCUUCAUUUGAAAUAUUCACAUCCAGGUUUUUAUUAUGCUUAUUUCACAUUUUAUUCAAAUUCAUUUGAUUAAGUAAUGGUGUAAGGUACAAGAAAUGUGAAGGUUAUAUGAGUAUUUGCUGAAACAAUGCUUAAUCCCUUAUUUGCCAUUUAAUAUUACACUCUUGUAUGUAUGUUGUAGAAAACUUGUCAUAUAUUGUGUAGCUUUUAAUAGUACCAUCACUCCAUUAAAGUUCUUCAGAGGGUUUUGAGCUAAUGGUAAAAAAUAUGUACCAUUUUCUCCAGGGGUAGAAGGGGGUUUGAAAAUUCAAGGGUUAUAAAUUUACCUUUCAAGCAUUCUCAAUGAUCACACUGUGAUCAGAAUGUGCAGUACAAAUUAAUUCGAAGUUAAAUGUCAUCACUGCAUUUCACUAGUUAUUUUAUAGAUUAUUAGCAAUAGGUGUAUAUGGAUUUCUUUGAAAUAUGAGUAUGUUUUCUUGUAUGUUUUAUUACAUAUAUGUUUUCAAAAAUAAGAUUCUUCAUUGUAAGUGGUUCAGAUGUAAUAUGAUUGUGUUUUCAUGUUCAUCUUUUUUUCUUGCACCAUCCUUCAGUUGUGUUUAUGCAGGACUUUGCUAAAUUUCUGUAUGCUUUACUUUGUUUUACACUCAUUUUAUGUUCAAUUUGAACUUAAACAUUAAUAUAUUUCAUACAUUCUUAUGUAGAUAUUGUAAACAUUAUACAUAUUCAUUUUAUGAAAUCUAUUUUUUAGAGAAAAUCGUAAAUCUUUUGUAAAUAUCCAAUGUCACAUAUAUAAGCCAAUUUUAGGUCUAUUAAAAGCUGAAAUUG